Messenger RNA from Linum tenue, 2148 nucleotides. Lineage: Eukaryota; Viridiplantae; Streptophyta; Magnoliopsida; Malpighiales; Linaceae. The record is from the annotation of a GenBank genome assembly.
CUUCGCUUCUCCUCCACUCCAUAUAAAGCCCCACUCUAAUCCGCUAAAACCCGAAUCCAAAAUUCAUCAUUCCCCUUCUCCAUUCUCUCGAUUUCUUCAUUCCUGAUUCGUUGGUUUUGUGUACAAAAAAAGUAGGCCACUCUGGUUAUGCGCGCUGACGGCCGACGGGGAUUCGAGAGCCCGAGCUCCUCCGCCGCUCUCGCUCUCCCUCGCUACCGAUUCCUCCGAUACCGCCGCUUGAGGUGAGAUUAGUCUGUUUUGCUCUGUUGUGAUUAUCUGCUAUGCCGUCAACGGGGAAGAGCAACCGGAGAGGACUACUGGACCCGACGGAGAAGGCUAACAACCGCAAGAACCGGCCGACGGAGCGCGCGGUGUCGUUUCACGGCGGGAGAAUAGCGGAGCAGAUGGCGCCGACUCUGCCGGCCGAGCCGAGGAUGCAGAGGCCGAAGACCUUGCCGAACUUGCUCGCCGGGCGAAGCUCGACGACGGCGGCGUCGUCGAGCGUCGAGAUCCGGCCGCUGAAGCUGACGAAGCUGCUGCUCAACGUGACGGUGCAAGGCAGCGUCGGGGCUGUGCAGGUGCUGAUUUCGCCGGAAUCGACGGUGGGAGAUUUGAUCGCAGCCGUAAUCCGGCAGUACAACAAGGAAGGACGACGGCCGGUUGUCGCGGCGGAUCCCUCCCGAUUCGGCCUCCACUACUCGCAGUUCAGCUUAGAAAGUGUUGAGGUUAAGGCUGGGCAGCCACUUAAAGUGACUCCUGAGGACGAUGUUAUCCUUCAUCUGUCCCAUGCAGCACUUGGUGAGGCGAAAAAGACCAAGGAAAAUGAGUUUGUGCCUCUUUUCAUCAAAGUUGGUGACAAGAAGCUUGUUUUGGGAACCCUCUCUCCUGAAACCAUUCCCCAGUUGGCUUUUGAUCUAGUAUUGGAGCAGGAGUUUGAACUUUCCCACAACUGGAAGAAUGGGAGCAUCUAUUUCACUGGCUACAAGUCUAUUCUCCCUGAUGAUGAAUAUCCUUUAACCACUUGAUGUUUUUUUAAUCAUUCAUGCUUUAAUAUUUAGGUCAUUGUAGCUAGUUCUGUGAGUUUGUUGGUGGUAUGAUGAUAAUAAUCUUAAAAUUUUAAUUGUUUCAAACAUCCAUUCCUUAACUCCUAUUCCCUUCGGAUUUGCUGCGUCCACUGAGGAGUUUUCUGAUUUUGGUUCUGAGGAAGAGUCAGAGGAAGAGAAGGAGCUCCCAGUGGUGAAGGCAGAGAACGGUAAAGUUCAGAAGGCUAAGCCUGCUGCUCCUGCUAAGGCUGCAGCUGCUAAGCCUGAAGCUGCAAAACCAAAAUCCAAAGCUGCUGCUGUGCCCGUUAAGCCUGAGAAUGAAUCUGACGAAUCAGAUGAUGAUGAAGAUGAUUCAGAUGAUGAUUCAGAUGAAUCUGGCGAAGAUGAGUCUGUAGAGGACAUGUCUGUUGAUGCUGGUGCUGAUUCAGAUGAAGAUGAUGACAGUGAUGAUAGUGAAGACGAGAAGACUCCAACUCCAAAGAAGCCGGAGCAGGGUAAGAAAAGGUCAAACGACUCGGCUGUGAAAACACCAGUGCCUGCCAAGAAGGCCAAACAGGCUACACCUGCGAAGACUGAUGGCAAGAAGGCGGCUGCACACACAGCAACACCUCACCCUGCAAAGAAUGCUGCGAAGACAGCAGGUAGUGCUGCUAAGUCCCCAAAAUCUGGUGGUGAAUUUGCUUGCAAAUCCUGCGACAGGUCAUUUGGAUCUGACGGUGCUCUGCAGUCUCACGCCAAGGCCAAGCACACUGCCAAGUGAAGAGCUCAUAGUAUAGGGGAGAGUAUCGAUGGGAGAGAAGUGUUGCUUUUGAGUAGUCGCCAAAGAGGGAGGUGGUAAAUGAGAGGUUUUUGUUCUUUAUUGUUCGUGAGAAAGAACUUAUGGAGGAAAUAGAUGGAUGUUUGUGAAAGUGAUUUUCGAAAUUUGUUCGCGGUCACAGCGUUCUCGGAUACUGAAAACAUGUUUAUGUUUCUGUUGCAAAUGCAUCAAGUAUGGUGUUUAACAACUACACUCUGUCGAGUGUAAUCGUUCUUAAAAUAAUGGCGGAUGUAAAUUAAAGGACAGACAUAUGUUCAUUACUUCAAGAGGAUUAUACAACGAAAAUAA